GGAGAAUCUGAUAUCAUUCAGUUUUUUAUCCUCUAAAAAUGAAAGCUGUGGUCGCGUUCUCGUUUUUGGUGGUGAUGGUUUCAGCUGCUUUGCAGCCUCUGAAACCUCUUCAACCUCUGAAACCUCUCAAGUCUGUCCAACGAUUUCAACCUCUUCAACGACCACAAUCUCCACAACCUCUACGACCUUUUCAACCUCUCGCACGUGCACAACCUUCUCCACCCUCUUCUUACCGACGACCUGCAUUGCCAUAUAAGGUACGUUACGUAACUCGAAAUCAAGAUGGUCAGUAUGGAGCAGAUGAUGCUGGAGCAUAUUACCAUGCGGACGGAGGAUACAUUCACGAUGACAGCGGAGUUUAUAUACAUGACAAUUCUGGAGAUUAUGUUCAUCAAGAUGUACCUUACGAACAUCUUGAUGUUCCAUAUGAACAUCAAGAUAUAGGAGGUGGAGAAUACGUCCAUCCAGUGUAUGUUGAAAGCAUUCCUCCCGCUGGGGGAUAUGGUCCACCUGUUGCUCUAAGACAAGGCAAUGCAGCUGGUCUCUAUGACAAUCGCAAUUACAAAAUUAUUCGAAAAAUCGAACAUGUGGGAGAAGAUCUGUAUGAUUAUCUUUAUGAAACGGAAAAUGGAAUUUAUGCUGAGGAAGACGGAAAAUUAGCAAAUAAGGGAACAAACGAAGAAGGUAUAAGUGCUAAGGGAUACUUUACUUAUACUGGACCUGACAGCAUAAUAUACUCUGUAAAUUACACAGCUGGUCAGGACGGAUUUGUGCCUGAAGCUGAUCAUCUGCCUACGCCACCACCAGUACCGGAAGCUAUUGCUCGUUCUUUGGCAUACCAGAGAUCAAUAGGUGAACUAGAAGACAGGAGAUAAAACGUUCUUGCACAUAUUACUACCUAUAUUAUUUAUAUUAUCUGUGUUAAGUAAAAUAUAUAUUUUUGUAAUUAUGUAAUAAAUGUAUUU
Messenger RNA from Anoplophora glabripennis (Asian longhorned beetle), 965 nucleotides. RefSeq names its product larval cuticle protein LCP-30-like. Bases 39 to 875 code for a protein of 278 amino acids. Gene Ontology annotation, molecular function: structural constituent of chitin-based larval cuticle. NCBI's taxonomy places the organism in Eukaryota, Metazoa, Arthropoda, Insecta, Coleoptera, Cerambycidae. The record is from RefSeq and is a predicted model, not a curated record. The transcript is spliced from 4 exons. Gene Ontology annotation, cellular component: chitin-based extracellular matrix.